GAGAAGUCUGUCAUUGUUUGCUCUCACGAACCUUACAAGCGUGACGGGAGUCAAUUUGUAGUGUACAAAUCUCGAUAUCAUCGUCCAUCGCCCACAAAGUUACACAGCCAUCUACUCUCGAUACAGGUACCUAGCUCAGGUCCAUCUCGAUAUAUCUACCAAACAUCUCUGUCUGUUGCUCAAGACGACUUGACAGGAAGAAGGGUGAAACUGGAUCUCCGCAACACGUCGCCAUGGCCGCCUCAGCCCCCAUCGAAAAAACAAUAUACGUUGGCCCCUUUGUCCACAGCACAUCCCUCAGCACACUCGAAAUCCAAUCACAUGGUGCAAUCGGCGUCGACACAUCUGGCAUAAUCCAGUUUGUAGAGAGAAACUUCACCUCCCUGCCAGACCUUCUUGUAUCGUCUUCCUAUUCGGACUGGCAAAAUGCCAAAAUCGUUUCAAUAUCCGGUGAAACAGGCUUCUUCUUCCCCGGCUUCAUAGACACCCACGUACACGCGCCCCAACAUCCGAACACGGGCCUAUUCGGCAAAACGACACUGCUUGAUUGGUUGCAAAAGUACACGUUUCCCAUGGAAUCAUCUUUUGCUGACGUAGCAGUCGCGCAGCGCGUGUAUCGGAAUUUUGUGUCUAGGACGCUGUCACACGGGACUACGACAGCGGCGUACUUUGCCACUAUUCACGUACCUGCAACCAACACUCUGGCCGACAUAUGUCUGAAGAGGGGUCAGAGGGCGCUGGUAGGCCGAGUAUGCAUGAAUAGCGAUUUAAGCCCAGAGUACUACCGCGACGAGAGUGCGGAGGCGAGUUACGACAAAAGUAAAGCUAGCAUCGAGUACAUACGCAGCAUCGACCCCGACGGCGACAUUGUAAAACCAAUCAUCACGCCGCGAUUUGCGCCGUCGUGUACAAAAGAGUGUCUGAGCAACAUGGGCAGGCUAGCACAAGAAACAGGUGCGCAUGUGCAGACGCACAUUUCGGAGAACAAGGGCGAGAUUGAGUUGGUGAAGGCUUUGUUCCCAGAGGAAAAUUCGUAUACACAUGUUUACGAUACGCAUGCGCUGCUUACUGAUAAGACAAUCUUGGCACACGCGGUUCAUCUCUCGCAGGAGGAGCGCGACUUGAUUCUAGAGAGAAAGAGCAAGAUUAGUCACUGUCCGGCGUCGAAUACGGCGAUUACGUCGGGUUGCGCGCCUAUUCGCUCUUUGCUUGACGAGGGCCACACGGUUGGUUUAGGUACGGAUGUCAGCGGCGGGUUCUCCCCUUCCAUCCUGGAAAAUGUACGUCAGGCUAUUUGGGUCUCGCGUCAUUUUUGCAUUCAGACGGAUUGCGAUGCGGCAAAGCUGUCUACAGAGGAAGCUUUGUACCUCGCUACUCGAGGUGGUGCCGCGGUUGUAGGCCUAGAGGAUAAAGUAGGAGGGUUCGAAGUGGGCAAAGAGUGGGAUGCGCAGAUGAUCAAUCUCGGUUCGGUCAACGAGGACGGUUGCGAUGAUGGUGCGUUUCAGGCAGGUCUUGUAGAUGUCUUUGGUUGGGAGAGCUGGCCGGAUAAGGUAGAGAAGUGGGUGUAUAGCGGGGAUGACCGGAAUACGGUUGCAGUGUGGGUUAGGGGUCGGCUGGUACAUAAGACGAGGGGUUAUGCAGGGGAGCAGUGAGCGAUGCCGCUUUUGAGCGGGGGUCAUCUACGUUGUAAAUACGAUACAAUGGCAUUUUAUCUAGAGAAGCGUUGAAGAAUACACUGGAUUUUCUGG
Molecule: messenger RNA, 1748 nt
Organism: Pyrenophora tritici-repentis Pt-1C-BFP
Lineage: Eukaryota; Fungi; Ascomycota; Dothideomycetes; Pleosporales; Pleosporaceae
Product: SsnA, Cytosine deaminase and related metal-dependent hydrolase
Biological process (GO): guanine catabolic process
Cellular component (GO): cytosol
Molecular function (GO): guanine deaminase activity; zinc ion binding
Source: RefSeq, a predicted model, not a curated record